Phascolarctos cinereus (koala) is the source of this 3037-nucleotide messenger RNA. The record is from RefSeq and is a predicted model, not a curated record. Lineage: Eukaryota; Metazoa; Chordata; Mammalia; Diprotodontia; Phascolarctidae.
CAGGUCAAACAAGGCAUCUCCUAGUAUUGCAUCCUACAGAUGUGCCGUAAACAUCAAAAGAGGAUGGUUAGAGCAGGAGAUGAGCCUUGGACUCUGCUCCUGGGAUGUCUGACCCUAAUAGCUCUUUUGGAGAGGAGUAUGGUUUAGCUUUCUCCAUGUUAACCAUGAGUGUAACCCUGUCCCCCAUGAGGUCACAAGAAUUGGAUCCUAUGGCUACUGACGCUUCUCCAAUGGUCAUCAAUAUGACCCCUACAGUGGAGCAGGGUGAGGGAGAAGAUGAGAUGAAGGAAAUGGAUUCUGACCAACGAUAUGAGAAGCCGCCCCCACUCCAUACGGGAGCAGACUGGAAAAUUGUCCUCCACCUACCUGAAAUUGAGACAUGGCUGCGCAUGACUUCAGAGAGGGUCAGGGAUCUGACCUACUCAGUGCAGCAGGACUCUGAGAGCAAGCAUGUGGAUGUACAUUUAGUGCAACUAAAAGACAUAUGUGAAGACAUCUCUGAUCACGUCGAGCAAAUCCAUGCCCUCCUAGAAACUGAGUUUUCCCUGAAGCUUCUGUCCUACUCUGUCAAUGUGAUAGUUGACAUCCACACAGUCCAGCUCCUCUGGCACCAGCUGCGGGUCUCUGUUCUGGUUCUGAGAGAGCGAAUUCUCCAAGGAUUACAGGACGCCAAUGGGAACUACACCAGGCAGACUGAUAUCCUGCAGGCUUUCUCUGAAGAGACAACAGAGGGUCGUCUGGACUCUUUAACUGAAGUGGAUGACUCCGGACAGUUAACCAUCAAAUGCUCCCAGAAUUACCUGUCCCUGGAUUGUGGCAUCACAGCGUUUGAACUAUCAGACUACAGCCCCAGUGAGGAUUUGCUCGGUGCCUUGGGUGAUAUGACCUCUGGCCAGGUUAAAGCCAAGCCUUUUGACUCCUGGAGUGAAAUGGAAAAAGACUUCCCGGAACUUAUAAGAAGUGUUGGUCUCCUGACAGUAGCUGCUGACCCUGUUCCCUCCCAGGACAGCGAAGCCAUCAGUACCAUCAGUGAAGAGGAAACUCACUUGUCCCUUUCAGCAGGAGACAAAGGUGGAAGUGACGAGAGCAAAGUAAUACCUGUAGCCAAAGAGCUUCAGGUCAUGUCUCCUCUUGGUUCUACAGGCUCAGGGCAAAGGAAGGACAGACCACCCUCUUCUGACACACAGGCAAAGGAGAACCAUUCCUCAUCCAAACCUGGUGCAAAAACACAUCCUCCUCUCUCUGAAAAUCCAACCCCCAAGAGGUCAAUAAGAGACUGUUUUAAUUAUAAUGAAGAUUCUCCCACACAACCCACUUUGCCCAAAAGGGGACUUUUUCUUAAGGAAGAUACCCUAAAAAAUGAACUCAAAGAUAGUGAUGGGAAAAAACAGAUGACUCUCUUAAAGGCGGAAAUGAGUAGAAGUACACCCUCCCUUUUGGAUCCACCAGACCGGUCCAAGCUAUGUCUGGCAUUACAAUCCUCUUAUCUAAACAGCCCAUCGGCAGUUAGCCAGUCCUAUGAGUGUUUGCACAAAACAGGCAAUGGGAAUCUUGAAAACCCAGUCAAGGGGCACUUUAAAGAAAUCUCUUCUAGCUUAGAAAGACUUAAUGAGUACAAUCGUAAAGAAAAAGCCCCUCGAAGAAAAUCUGAUGAAACCUCUGAGAUUACAGUUUCAUGUCAACUACCUAAAGAAGGAUCCGGCACCAAGGCAGCUAAACCAGCUGAAAAUACGAAAAACUCAGUGGUGCCGAAUGGAAUUUCUUGUUGUGUUUCCAAGUCCAGAGAAAGACCAGAGACAGAUUCUGCUUCCACGUCCUCAGCAGAGCUUUGCAGUCCAAGAAACCUGAAUGCCAAAUUGUCCCCGAAGUUAAUUCCAACCAGUUUACCACCUGUUUCCCAAGGAAAUGACUCUGUAUCUGGCUCAGACUCCGUUAUCUCCCCAUUACCCAUUAUUUCAAAAGACAAGCAAAAAAUGCUAUUCCUUUCUCCAAGUCUUAUUGCUAGAAAUGGCCAAGUUGUGGAAGCCUGGUAUGGUUCUGAUGAAUACUUAGCUCUUCCAUCCCACCUUAAACAGACUGAAGUGUUAGCUUUAAAGCUGGAAAAUCUGACAAAGCUUCUGCCCCAGAAACCCAGAGAAGAAACUAUUCAGAAUAUUGAUGACUGGGAGCUGUCAGAAAUGAAUUCAGAUUCUGAAAUCUAUCCGGCCUACCAGAUUAAAACAAAGCACAAAAGAUUAGGCAGAAUAUCCCCUAGUUCCUCGAGUGAUAUUGCAUCUUCCCUGGGGGAAAGUAUUGAAUCUGGGCCUCUGAGUGAUAUUCUUUCUGAUGAAGAGUUGUGCAUGCCUACACCUGGCAUCAAAAAAUAUAGAGCCGAAAAGUCAGAGAUAGCUCCAUCCUCUAAGAAAAAUGAGAGCCCUGCCUCUAAUAAAACUGCUUUAAUUCAGCAGUUGAUGGAAGAUAUUCAACACCAAGACAACUAUGAAGCAAUCUGGGAAAAAAUUGAGGCAUUUGUAAACAAACUCGAUGAAUUCAUUCAGUGGCUAAAUGAAGCCAUGGAAACAACAGAAAACUGGACUCCCCCUAAAGCAGAGACGGAUGGCCUUAAACUCUACCUGGAGACACACUUGAGUUUUAAAUUGAAUGUAGAUAGUCAUUGUGCUCUAAAGGAAGCUGUGGUAGAAGAAGGACAGCAACUUCUGGAGCUUAUUGUAUCUCACAAAUCAGGACUCAAGGACAUGCUGCAGAUGAUUGCAAGUCAAUGGAAGGAACUACAGAGACAAAUCAAACGACAACACAGCUGGAUUCUUAGGGCUCUGGAUAUCAUCAAAGCAGAGAUCCUGGCUACUGAUGUGUCUGCUGAGGAUGAGGAAGGGACUGGAAGCCCCAAGGCUGAGGUUCAGUUAUGCUACCUGGAAGCACAAAGGGAUGCUGUAGAACAGAUGUCCUUAAAGCUAUACAGUGAACAGUAUGCCAGCAGUAGCAAGCGCACAGAGGAGUUUGCUGAUAUGUCAAAAGUUCACACAGCAGGAAGUAAUGG